AUGAGAGGCUCGCAGUGGGACUCCCCCCUAGAGGUGUGUGCAUCAGACCCGGCAUACAACUGCCACAACAACCUGCGCUCCUCGCUCUCCCUCGACGUGCACCUCGUCAGAGACGGGUACGUGAAGUUCAACUUCACAGUGAGUGCAGAGAUGGGCCACGAUGGACUUGCCUUUUACAUCGACUCGCUCUCACAGCCCCUCAUGGCGCUCACCUCCUACCAGUUUGAGCCACGUGAGAUGGCGUUCCCGGUGGAGGCGGGGCAGCACCGGCUGGUGUGGGUGUACAGCAAGGAUGACAAGUGGAGCAAGGGGGAAGACAUCGCCACCAUCCCGACACUUGCACUGGCGCACACGAUAGCACGUGUACGAGUCACUCCUUCCGUGGCGGAUUGCCAAUGCCAUUUCAAUGCUGCGUGCUUGCUCGAAUCAAUCUCUCCGCAUGCACCACCUGCAAUGUUUUCCCCUCCUGCCUACUGCCCUGCUGCCACUCCUACCUCCCCUCCUCCCUGCCUUCCCCCCUCCCUGCCCCCCAUCCUUCCGUCCACCCUUCGUCCCUUUCUCCUCUCCUCCUCUCCUUUCCGCCUCCUUCCCUCAUCCCCUGAUUCCCUCAUUCCCUUCCCCCCUCUCCCCGCCUCUUUCCACAUCCCCCCACGUGUCCCUGUGCAUGUGAGCAGUGCGGAGGGCGCGGGUGCAUGUGAGCCGUGUUCUGAGAACACCAUUUCCAGCAUGCAGUGUGAGCGAUUCCACCAUCACAUACACGCCAUGCCAGCUCGCCUCCAAGAAGCGAAUCAUGAGCCAUGCCCUGACGGCCAGCAGGCAGAGCCCGACCCGCAGUCAGGGGAGAUUCGCUGCACGCUCUGCCCUCCCGGCACAGCGCGGCAGGCGAGCUACGAGGGGGGGGCGGGCAGCGCUGGCAGCAUCUUAGAGGGGCGGUGCGAGGCGUGCAGCGCAGGGCAGGUGGCGAUGAAGAUUCUGUCACUCAAGCACUUCACCAUGCAGCCCAACGGCGCCCUGCCGCCCAACUUCACCACCGGCUGCCAUGGCGACUGUGGCACCUUUGGCUGGCGCGCCUUUCAGGACCACCUUGACUCCGGCAGCGGCCACGGGCCCACCGCCACGAUAUGGCUGGCGUUGGACGUGCAGAUGGCGGUGCGCGGGUACAUGUCCUUCAACUACUCCGUUGACAUCCUCCCUGGCGACCCGGGCCGGGCCUUCUUCUUCUUUAUCGACCAUGACCUCAUGGACUAUGUGGAGGUGACGUCAUGGGCGAUGUGGAGCUGCAUAGCCGUCAUGCCAUGCAUAUUCUGUGCAAUGCAGGGCGCAGCAGUGUCUCUCCAUCCUCACUCCCUUGUCCAACCAACUGCUCCCCAUGUCCCUCCCCACUCAUACUCUCCCCCCCCUCCCACUGCCCCUUCCGUCCGCCAGCAACAACGGGUGGAGUGGGAGGAUGGCGGGGAGAAGAAGGAGCACCCAGGGGCGGGGGAGGAUGAGACGCACAUGAGUGGCAUGUGGGAGCUCACUGCGGGGCGGCACUCGCUGAUGUGGGUGUGGCAGAAGCUGGAUGACACGGGUGCUGCUACCAGGACCACCCGCGACUCGGCUGUCAUCUAUGACAUCCAUAUAGAGGGAGUGGCGGACGGCGGUGCAGCGCGGUGUGAGGAGGUGCCGCCGGGGUCAACGCUAGCAGGUGGGGGCGACUCGUACGUGCCGUGUCCCCCCGGCACCUUCAGUGAGGGCGGUGCGUCCUCGUGCCUGCCGUGUCCACCCAACACCUUCAACAAUAAGCCCCAGGGGCGGCAGUGGGAGUGCAUGCCGUGUGGAGCGGGCACGUCGUCCCUGGCGGGCAGCACGGAGUGCUUCAUUGGUGAUGCUGCCCGCCCCGCCUCCUUCUGCACCUUCAACCUCCCCACCGAUCAGCUGCCGCGCAGCCCCCACCUCGGCGAAAAAGCGGCGGAUGAACAGGCGGGGCAGGAGGGGGGAGGGGGUGCGGAGGGGGAGGAGGGGAAGGGGAAGAGGGGGAUGGAAGGGGAAGCAGGGGAAGGGGGGGCACUGCCGGCGGGUGGCACGGCGGUUGCUGUGAGAGGCAAUGAGACGGCGGCGGCAGUGGUGUUUGACCUCUCUCCCCUGUCUCGCAUGCACCCCGGCCGCAUGUUUGGUCCCUUGCUCGAUGCUGCUGCUGCUGCUGAGCCUGAUGGUGAUGCUGCUGGGGGGGGACAACUUGCAGAGGGAGGGGCGGCAGGGGGUGGUGGGCAGGAGGGCAAGGGGAGCAGGGCGGGGGGCCAGGCAGUGGAGUACUUGUUGAGUGUGUGCGAUAGAGACAGCAGCAACGACACGUGCUACGAUUACUCAGGGCGGUCACUCAACACCUAUGCAUGCAAGGUGGACCCGCGGGAGGCCACAAGCGGAGCACGGCCGGGGCACAAUCUAGGCAGUGCAGUGGCUGUCUAUCCGCUGGCAGCGGUGCAUGCAGGGCUGUACCGGCGCGGGCUGGUGAUGGCGUUCACAGGGGACGAGUGCCCGCAGACCAACCUGCCCCGCGAGACCAACCUCACCUUCAUCUGUGACCCCGCUGCUGGCCACGGGCAGCCAGAAGCAUGGACGGAGGAAGGGCAGAUGGCAGCGCUGAACCCGGUGCUGGGAUACCCGCAGUACGCGCAACGGGGGGGAGCGGUGCAGCGCAUCGAGCAGAGUGACUGCUCCUUCAGCCUCGUGUGGUACUCGCUGUUUGCGUGCCCGCUGUGCUCGCAUGAGGACUACGAGCGCGUGGAGACAGCAGAGUGCAUGGACGAGAAAAGGGCCACAUACAAGUGGAAAUUUCCCCGGGUUUGUCAGCUGAACCCCUCCAACCCUCUACCCCCAGACGAGCCCUGUGAGCCAUGCAAGCCAGGCGACAUCAUCCGCACCCAGGGGGACUGUGCUGACGCCAAUGGCAACCACAACGUCACGUACUCAUGGCGCCAGCCGCACCACUGCAGCCCCACUCUCCCCGGCGCUGCCUCCCUGCCGGCACCGGAGCUGGUGGGUGCGUGUGAGCAGAGGUGGGUGUACGUGCCUUCAGAGGCGCUGUCUCCCAUGUGGAUUGCGCUGUUCGUGGGCCUGGGCGUGCUCAUUGUGAGCUUUGGAUAUCUCUCGCUUGUCACGUGGCUGCGCAGCCGUCGAUUGCGGCAGAUGUAUCAACGGCUGGUGGAGGCCGAGGUGCACAUGGAGGGGGAGAUGGGUGAUUUGCGUGCGGAUGGGGAUGGGGAUGGGGAUGAGGAUGCCGAGGACAACCGGCUCACUAGCAUGGGGGUGGGCGACGCGUUGGUGAUCCAGACAGCGCUCAGCGUCACGCUCGCGUCGGCGGCGCGGCGAGCCGGGUGGAUUAGCUACCACCCGGAGAGGAUAGGCAACGAGAACGUGCGGAAGGCGGUGGACGUGGCGAUGUGGGUGGGCGACGGCAUCACCGCCCUGGGCUGUGCAGUGAUGGACGCCGUGAAGAAGAUGGCAGGGCGUGGAGGAAACAGGCUGGGCCGGCGGUGA
This is a messenger RNA of Closterium sp. Yama58-4, 3519 nucleotides long. The record is from the annotation of a GenBank genome assembly. Lineage: Eukaryota; Viridiplantae; Streptophyta; Zygnematophyceae; Desmidiales; Closteriaceae.